GGAAGCGCUGGCGUCUAUGGAGGGUCACGUGGCUGUCAGUGGCUCCUGUGAUGCCGGCAGGAUGGAGAGUAAAACCUCUGUUACCCCUAAAAAGUCGGCACUGACUGGCAGCGCAAGGAAGAUAAAGGACAAUGCAGCGGAUUGGCACAACCUGAUGCUGAGAUGGGAGAGCUGCAAUGACACUGCAUUCAGUGCGGCCAGCAAGAUCGUCAAUCUUAAAAUAAGCUCCUUAUCAUAUGAGAAGAUGUUAUCAGAUGGCGCAGAGCCUGCUCAUGAGAAUCCAGGCAAGGACAAAGAAGAACUGGAAAGACUAUGCUCGGAGUUACUUGAAGUGCUGGAGAAAAUGAAACAAAUGCAGCAGAAAAUGGAGAAGCUAACGUCUACAUUUAAAGGGGUGUGCGAUCUGGAAGCUUAUCAGUGCAGUGGCGGGACGCCAAGGCCGAUACUUUUCCAUACGUGGCCUACGACUCUAUUUUACGAGACCUCCUUAAAGAUGUCAGAAAUGUACAAAAAAGAAAUUUGCCUGAAGAAGACUAUUGUCGGAGAAAUAGCGCACACCGCAGAGCAGGACCUGUUAAUGGUCUACCUCUCCUGCUGGUUGUAUCAGCCCUACGUUGAGAGCAGCAUAAAGGUCUUAUUAGAGAGCAUGCUGCUGGAGAGCGGGCACCGGCCCCUGUAAGGGCAUGGUCACACCUGGUUCUGCAUCACAAGACGUAUGUAUACUUCUGGUUAUAAUGCAAGUUUGGAAAUAGUCCUUUUAUAUAUAUUAUAGUUAUACCAUUUUCCGUAAACAGCUCCUGUGCAAACCUAUGUGCCUCCAUGGUUCCUGGUAUCAAUGAAUUUAUAAAGAGUGGGCACAGGGAAGGGAUCAGCAACCUCCAGCUGGUUUUGAAACUCCAACUCCCAGCAUUUGCCAUUCAGUUCUACUUGGUGUGCAUGCUGGGAGUUGUGAUUUCACAAGAGUGGCCUGAGCUUGCAGAUCCCUGGUGCAGGAUCAGACUACAGGGUUGUAGUCUGUAACCAUGGAGACACACAUCCCUCCACAGGAGCCGAGUACACAACACAGUAGGAGAUUUAACAGAGACAAUUUUCUUAUUUAUUGUAAAUGCUCUUAAGCAAAAAAAAUAAAAGUUGUGAAAGUCUACACACCCUUCUGAUUCACUUCUGGCAAAAAAAUCACCUAACAAAUCCAUUAGAAAAGCCGCCAUCUUGCGAGAAAGAAGUUCUUACCUCAUUGAGUAAAUGUAAAAUGCUGAUUAACUCUG
Messenger RNA from Bufo bufo (common toad), 1265 nucleotides. RefSeq names its product cyclin dependent kinase 2 interacting protein (gene CINP). The coding region runs from base 17 to 679 and encodes 220 amino acids. The transcript has 5 exons. The record is from RefSeq and is a predicted model, not a curated record. Lineage: Eukaryota; Metazoa; Chordata; Amphibia; Anura; Bufonidae.